GCCCACCAAAAUUCUCUCCAUCUCUUUUCACCUUUUUCUGCUGAAUCAUCUCCAUAGCUUCUGCUCAUUGCUGACAGUAUCUCCUAGGAUUCAGCAAAGCUUGUUGUUUCAAGAAAGGUAUUUUUUUUUCUCGCUGUAAUUGGUUCCCUGCUUCAGAUGGGGAGGCAUUCUUGCUGUUACAAGCAGAAACUAAGGAAAGGCCUGUGGUCACCUGAAGAGGAUGAGAAGCUUCUCAGGCAUAUCACCAAGUAUGGCCAUGGAUGCUGGAGCUCUGUUCCUAAGCAAGCAGGUCUACAGAGGUGUGGGAAGAGCUGCAGAUUGAGGUGGAUUAAUUACUUGAGGCCUGAUUUGAAGAGAGGCACAUUCUCACAGGAGGAAGAAGACCUCAUAAUUGAACUUCAUGGCGUUCUGGGAAAUAGGUGGUCCCAAAUUGCAGUCCAAUUGCCUGGAAGAACUGACAAUGAAAUUAAAAAUCUAUGGAACUCUUGCUUGAAGAAAAAGCUCAGGCAGAGAGGGAUUGACCCUGUCACCCACAAACCCCUUUCGGAGGUUGAGAAUGGAGAAGAGAUGGAUCAACAAACCAACAGCAGAAACAAGAAUUCUGGGUCAUCCAGUGAAUUGAACCUCAAUGCUGAGAAUCCUAAACCCGGCCCAGCUUUACAACAGCAACAACAUACCUCAGUUUCUGCACACGGCUAUCAGACAGGAAUGGAGUGUUCUUCAAGCACCAAGGCUAUGAAUAGUGGCAACAAUAACUUAAUAGCGUCCUCAACUGCAAAUGACUUCUUUCUGGAUAGAUUUGCUACCACAGCCUCCAACGCCCAGCAAUCAGAGUUUGUAGGGCAUCUUCCUAUUCCCCAAUUGAAUUACUCAUCCGGUGCCAGACUCCCAACAACAACCUCAAGCUCCAAUCUCUGGUUUCCUCAAGGUGCAUUAGCAGGAUCAAUUGAAUUCUCUUCCAAUGCAAUAUGUACCGUCCUCCCCUCUUUGACAAGCUCGUUCACUUCUGCUGCUCCUAUGGGUUUCAAGCCUUCUAUCACCGUUCCUUCUGAAAAUCCUUCAAUGCCUUCUUUUGCAACCACUGGAUCCUGCUACUGGGAAGCCAGUGCUGCCUCCAACAGCAGCAGUGGUAGCAGCAGCAGAGAGUUACAAAGCAACAGCUCCUUCUUCGAAAACAGCGGCUUCUCUUGGGGGUUGGUUGAUUGCAGCACAUCAGACAAAGAUGCCCAAAUUCAUCUCAUGGAAAGCCAACCUGAAGAAGUAAAGUGGCCUGAAUACCUCAAUAACCCUUUACUAAUGGCUGCCGCUUUACAAAAUCAGACUCCACAGUCUUUAUACAAUGAGAUAAAAACAGAAACACAUUUCUUGCCUCAUAGUUCAACCACCAUGUGGCCUUAAAACCAACAACAAGAGGAGUCCUUACACAAUUCUGAUGUGUCCAGAAAGUGGGCAUAUUUAGCUUUCCAUUCAUGAAGAGACAGGGGCUUGAACAAUGCGGCGUCUUAUAUCAGGUGUGUGUCACAUAAUUUUUUUCCUUUCUUUUCUUGUAUAUAGGUCUGAUACAAGAAAUCAUCACCUCUGCUUUUGAGCAUUUGUGAGCAAAAACAUCUUGUUCUUGUCAUAUUAUUACCUCUUUUUUUCUUGAGUGUGGGGCAGAAGUGCAGAAUAAGAUUUGCUUUCAGUUUUCCUUUUUUUUUUUUUUUUUUUUUUUUUCCUUUCUUCUUGCUCAUUGCUUAUUGGCCAUGUAUAUCAGCAGGAUGGUGUUGCAAUUCUCUGUAAACAAUCAGAAGGAAAAAGAAAAUUUUGUUAUUCAU
Messenger RNA from Rubroshorea leprosula, 1814 nucleotides. NCBI's taxonomy places the organism in Eukaryota, Viridiplantae, Streptophyta, Magnoliopsida, Malvales, Dipterocarpaceae. The record is from the annotation of a GenBank genome assembly.